Arachis duranensis is the source of this 1197-nucleotide messenger RNA. RefSeq lists its product as uncharacterized. The coding region runs from base 1 to 1197 and encodes 398 amino acids. NCBI's taxonomy places the organism in Eukaryota, Viridiplantae, Streptophyta, Magnoliopsida, Fabales, Fabaceae. Gene Ontology annotation, molecular function: RNA-DNA hybrid ribonuclease activity; nucleic acid binding. The record is from RefSeq and is a predicted model, not a curated record. The transcript has a single exon.
AUGAAGAAAGGGAUAGCGUUUGAAUGGACGCCCGCGUGCAAGGAAGCUUUUAGGCAUUUCAAGGAAAUCCUAGCGGCGCCCCCGGUUCUCGAGAAACCAAGGGUCGGGGAGCCGCUGUACCUAUACCUCACCAUAACAGGAGAAGCCUUGGCCGGGGUUCUAGUAAGAGAAGAAGGGAGGGCUCAACAACCAGUCUAUUUCAUGAGCAGGGCCUUACAAGGGGCAGAAUUAAGGUACAACAAACUGGAAAAACUAGCUCUAGCACUCUUGACCUCUUCACGGAGGUUAAAACAAUACUUCCAGAGUCACCGGAUAGUCGUAAGAACAGACCAAGGGAUCCGACAAGUGCUCCAAAAACCCGAGGGAAGGAUGAUGACUUGGUCCAUCGAACUUUCCCAAUAUGACAUACGGUACGAGCCCCGGCAAGCAAUCAAGGCGCAAGCAAUGGCAGAUUUUCUAGUAGAAGUAACGGGAGAUCCAACCGAAGAAGCGAGCACACGGUGGAAGCUCCACGUAGACGGAGCCUCCCACCAGACCUCUGGGGGCACCGGGAUCAUCCUGGAAAGCCCGGUUGGAGUCAUAUACGAGCAGUCAAUCAGGUUCGAAUUCCCCGUUUCAAACAACCAAGCAGAAUACGAAGCCCUCAUAGGGGGCUUAACCCUAGCAGCGGAAGUCGGAGCAACGAGGUUGGAAAUAUGCAGCGAUUCACAGGUCGUCACCUCCCAGGUAAACGGGAGCUAUCAAGCCAGAGACGCAUUAUUGCAAAAGUACUUGGAAAAUGUCAAGGAUUUGAGUCAAAAGUUUGAAGAGGUCACGAUCCACCACGUGCCCAGAGAAAGAAAUACACAGGCAGAUCUCCUAUCAAAACUGGCCAACACCAAGCCGGGAGAGGGUAACCGGUCUCUUAUCCAAGGUAUGACGAGGGAGCCAGCGAUCACUCUACACCUAUCAAGGCUAGGCCCCUCAUGGAUAGACCCCAUCACCAACUUCUUAGAAAACGGCAAACUCCCCGAUGACGAAAAGGAUGCCGCGAAACUAAGAAGGGAAGCGGCCAAGUACGCGAUCAUCCAGGGACAGCUAUUCAAGAAAGGACUCAACCAGCCCCUACUGAAAUGCCACACCCCGAACAGACGAGCUACGUCCUCAGGGAAGUCCACGAAGGUUGCUGCGGACAUCACAUUUGGGGCAAAGCCCUAG